Messenger RNA from Yarrowia lipolytica CLIB122, 2667 nucleotides. RefSeq lists its product as uncharacterized. Gene Ontology annotation, molecular function: glycogen phosphorylase activity; pyridoxal phosphate binding. Gene Ontology annotation, cellular component: cytoplasm. The record is from RefSeq and is a predicted model, not a curated record. Gene Ontology annotation, biological process: glycogen catabolic process. Lineage: Eukaryota; Fungi; Ascomycota; Dipodascomycetes; Dipodascales.
AUGUCCCAAGACCAACGAACCUCGUACCGAGCUGGAGCCGGCUCGGACCCGUUUCUGCGGUCGCGUUCGCCCUCGCACGAGCGAAUGAUGGGCCAGGAAUCGCCCAUCCAGCCGCUCAACCGUCACCGACGAACCUUCACUGGGUUCACACAGCGACAGAUUGAGCACAUUGACAACACCAUUCCGCUGGAGAGCCGUCAGAUCUGGAAAAAGUUCUCGCUAGGUGAAUUCGGCGACAAGCAAGAGUUCCAACAGGAGUUUGUUCGUCAUGUGGAGACGUCCCUGGCCCGAUCUCUCUACAAUUGUGACGAUCUGGCCGCUUACCAGGCCGCCUCUCAAGCCGUCCGAGACCGUCUGGUGGUGGCUUGGAACAGAACCCAGCAGAAGCACACUCUGACCGACACCAAGCGGGUCUACUAUCUUUCUCUGGAGUUUCUCAUGGGCCGGGCUCUGGACAAUGCCAUGCUCAACACCCGGACCAAGCAAUAUGCCCGAGAGGGUGUCAAGGACUUUGGUUUCCGGCUCGAGGAUCUGAUUGAACAGGAGCCCGACGCUGCUCUCGGCAACGGCGGCCUGGGCCGUCUGGCCGCCUGUUUUGUCGACUCGCUGGCGUCGGAAAACUACCCCGGAUGGGGCUACGGUCUACGAUACGAGUACGGCAUUUUCAAGCAGAAGAUCAUCGACGGCUACCAAGUGGAGCAACCCGACUACUGGUUGACCUACGGCUCGUCGUGGGAGAUCCCCCGAAACGAAAUCUCCGUCGACAUUAUGUUCUACGGCUAUGUUCGGCACUACACCGAUGACGAGGGCGUUCACCGACGGUGCUGGGAGGGCGGCGACGUGGUGCGAGCGGUGGCAAGCGACUUCCCUGUGCCCGGCUACGGCACCGCCAACGUCAACAACCUGCGGCUGUGGAGCUCCAAGCCCGCCCAGGAGUUUGAUUUCGCCAAGUUCAACGCCGGAGACUACAUCAACUCCGUAUCCGAGCAGCAGCGUGCCGAGACGAUUUCCGCCGUGCUGUAUCCCAACGACAACUUUGACUCCGGCAAGGAGUUGCGGCUCAAGCAGCAGUAUCUGUGGGUGGCGGCGUCACUGAACGACAUUGUGCGUCGGUUCAAGAAGAGCAAGCGGCCUUGGCGUGAGUUCCCCGAGCAGAUUGCCAUCCAGCUCAACGACACCCACCCCACUCUGGCGAUUGUGGAGCUGCAGCGAAUCUUUGUGGAUCUCGAGCAGCUGCCGUGGAAGGAGGCGUGGGACCUGGUGGUUGAGACGUUUGGCUACACCAACCACACAGUUCUCCCCGAGGCGCUGGAAAAGUGGCCUGUUCCCAUGCUGGAGAACCUGCUUCCCCGUCACCUGGAAAUUAUCUACGACAUCAACUUGUAUUUCCUCCAAGAGGUCGAGGCCAAGUUCCCCAACGACCGGGAGCUUCUGUCCAGGGUGUCGAUUAUCGAGGAGUCACAGCCCCAGCAGGCACGAAUGGCCUACCUCGCCAUCAUUGGCUCGCACAAGGUCAACGGCGUGGCCGAGCUGCAUUCCGAUCUCAUCAAGAAGACGAUUUUCAAGGACUUUGUGGCUGUUUACGGCGGCGACAAGUUCAUCAACGUCACUAACGGAAUCACUCCCCGACGAUGGCUGCACCAGGCCAACCCCGAGCUGUCGGAUCUCAUUGCCUCCAAGAUUGGCUCCGGGUUUGUCAAGGACCUGUCGGAAUUGCGACAUCUGGAGAAGUUUGCUGACGACGAGGAUUUCCAGCGUCAGUGGAUGCUGGUGAAGCACAAGCGCAAGGAGAAGCUUGCGGCGCUGGUCAAGAGCCAGUCCGGCGUGGUUCUCAACCCGGACCAUCUGUUUGACAUCCAGGUCAAGCGAAUCCACGAGUACAAGCGCCAGCAACUCAACAUCCUCGGUGUGAUCCACCGGUACGUGGAGCUCAAGCAAAUGUCGCCCGAAGAAAGACGCAAGAUGACUCCCCGAGUUUCUCUCUUCGGCGGUAAGUCCGCGCCCGGUUACUACAUGGCCAAAACCAUCAUCAAGCUCAUCAACGACGUGGGCAAGGUGGUCAACAAUGACCCCGACAUGUUCGACUCGCUCAAGGUGGUGUUUGUCGAGGACUACAACGUGUCCAAGGCCGAAAUUAUCAUUCCGGCGUCAGACAUUUCGGAGCACAUUUCCACUGCCGGUACCGAGGCCUCCGGCACCUCCAACAUGAAGUUUGUGCUCAAUGGUGGACUCAUCAUCGGCACGGUCGACGGCGCCAACGUCGAAAUCACCCGGGAGAUUGGUGAAGACAACAUUUACCUGUUUGGUCAUCUCGCCGACGAGGUCGAGGACAUUCGUCACAAGCACAAAUAUGGCGGAGUCCAGGUGGGCAAGAAGUUGCAGCAGGUGUUUGAUUUCAUCCAGUCCGGCGCUCUGGGCGACCCCGAGAUCUACACCUCAUUGCUCCAUUCCAUCAAGUACGGUGGGGACUACUACCUGGUUUCUGACGACUUUGACGCCUAUCUCGAGGCCCAACAUACCAUCAACCACGACUUUAAGGACACCAAGGAGUGGGCUCGAAAGAGCAUUGUCAGCGUGUCUCGAAUGGGUUUCUUCAGCUCCGACCGAGCCAUUCGAGACUAUGCCGAGGGAAUUUGGAACGUGGAGCCUUCUCCUGUGGAAGAGUAG